This is a messenger RNA of Oppia nitens, 2670 nucleotides long. RefSeq names its product frizzled-5-like. Gene Ontology annotation, biological process: non-canonical Wnt signaling pathway; canonical Wnt signaling pathway. Bases 514 to 2436 code for a protein of 640 amino acids. The record is from RefSeq and is a predicted model, not a curated record. Lineage: Eukaryota; Metazoa; Arthropoda; Arachnida; Sarcoptiformes; Oppiidae. Gene Ontology annotation, cellular component: plasma membrane. Gene Ontology annotation, molecular function: Wnt-protein binding; Wnt receptor activity. The transcript is spliced from 4 exons.
GAUGUGCCAACAGAUGGCAACAGUACUACUGAUGCUAUACUAUAGACACUGAUGAAGAAGUGGGAGAUGUGUUUGCUAUCGAUUGACUCAAUUUGAAUCAAUAGUUGUUGUAUUGAUUUUGUGGUGAGAGUCGUGUCUUCAACUCUAACACUGUAUUCAUUGGUAGAUAUAUGUGGCAGACAUUGGCAGACAUGAAGAUGACAUUCAGGAAUAGUUGUCUUCACUGUCUUUACUAUGUUUUCCAAUAACUAAAACCAAUGUUCAAUGAAGUGACUGAUUGUCAGUAAAAAUGAUAUCAACUCUUGAUAUAUCAUCUCUAAGUAAAAUCUCAUCUCUGAAGACAAAAGCAAUCACUUUAAGUAAAUCUCACUUCAAAUAAAUAUCUCAAUAAAGCUAUUGUUUGUUUGAGUUGUCUUAAGCAGUGAUAUGACUGGUUAGACACCACUUGUUUUAUUUGGAUAUGAAUUUUGGUAAUCAAUAGUUUAAUGAUAUAAAAGUAUCACAAAGUGCUAAAUGAUGGCCAAAACGAACAAAUCUGAUGGUUGUCUGCAUUGGAGAGCAGACAUUGAUUGUGAUAUUAACUCAAUUGGUAUCAAACGAUUGUUUACUUUGUUUUUGAUGUUAAUGUGGACAUCGGGUCACACAAUGGGUACCGAAAAGAAUAGGUGUGAAGAGAUUAGUAUUCCUAUGUGUCGGGGAAUCGGAUAUAACAACACAAUUAUGCCAAACCAGUUCCAUCACGACACUCAAGAGGAAGCUGGUCUCGAAGUUCAUCAAUUCUGGCCAUUAGUUGAGAUUCAAUGCUCGGAUGAUUUGCGUUUCUUCCUGUGCUCUAUGUAUGCACCCAUUUGUAUGGAUGACUAUAAGGGAAGACUACUCGCCUGUCGAUCUGUUUGCGAAAGAGCCAAACAGGGAUGCGCUCCCAUUAUGAGACAUUAUGGCUUUUCAUGGCCUGAGCGCAUGGAUUGCAAUGAUCUGCCUGUUUAUGGCGAUAAGCAGAUACUUUGUAUGGACUCUAAAGAAGGCGCGACUCUCAAAGACAAUCGCGAACUCUCCUCCAAACCUAUUAUAACAAACCCUAAUAAAGAUGAAUCGUCGUCAAUGAAUACCAAUUCAGUAAAAGAAAAAGUAACGGUUCCAACCAAUCGCAGACCAAUAACUAAAGGCAGAGACAGAGGCGACCAAUUCUCAAGAACUGCAAAUUCGGGCAUUAAUUCAAACACUGGUAUCACACCAAAUGACUGUAAGUGCGAAUGCAGACAUCCACUAGUUUUGGCGCAAGACUUGAUGGACAGACGUUUCAACAAUAGAGUGGAAACGGGAGGAAUAGCCAAUUGUUUGGUUCCGUGCAAAGGUGUCUUCUUUACUAAAUCAGAGAAAGAUAUGGCCGUCUUUUGGAUCAACGUUUUUGCAGUCGUAUGCUGUGUCUGUACGAGUCUAACUGUGCUAACAUUUAUCAUUGAUAUGGAGCGCUUCCGAUACCCAGAGCGAGCCAUUAUAUUUUUGUCAGGUUGUUAUUUAAUGGUAUCAAUCGGGUAUAUAAUCAGGUCAUAUGUAGGCCAAGAAUCUAUAGCAUGUGAUGGUUCCCUCAUAAGAUAUCAAAGGAUAGGUCCGGCGCCACUACUAUGUGUCGUUGUAUUUCUUUUGAUUUACUUCUUUGGGAUGGCAGCCAAUGUUUGGUGGGUUAUCCUAACAAUCAGUUGGUUUUUGUCAGCCGGACUCAAGUGGUCUAAUGAGGGUAUCGCCGGGUACUCUCAAUAUUUCCAUUUGUUUGCAUGGUUUAUACCAACCAUAAAGGCAGUGAUAAUCUUAGGAGUCGGUGCUAUUGAUGGCGAUYCAUUCACUGGUGUUUGCUAUGUUGGGAAUCAGGAUCUGAAUAAUUUGAUGACAUAUGUGAUUGUCCCGUAUUGCACAUACAUAAUGGUUGGCCUCUUGUUUUUAGUGACCGGUUUUGUAUCGCUAUUUCGUAUACGAAAGUUAUUACAGGAGAGAGUAAAAGCCGAUAAAUUAGAGAAAUUAAUGCUUAGGAUUGGUUUCUUCUCAGUCUUGUAUAUAGUAUCCGGGGUUAUAGUUGUGGGCUGUCAUCUAUAUGAGUACUAUUAUCGCGAUGUAUGGCAACGCCAACAUAACUGCCGGUGCUCUGAAACAUCUCAAUUGCCAUACUAUUCAAUAUUUUUGCUCAAAUAUAUCAUGUGUUUGAUCGUUGGUAUAACAUCAGGGUUUUGGAUCUGGUCGGGCAAAACAAUCGAUUCGUGGACCCGACUCUGUUGUGGCCGAUUUUGUUGCGGUACCAGCUCUGGUAGUACCAGAAGUGGUGCCAGUCAACUUAUUAUCACAUCACAACUGGCCAUAACUAACGGUCGCAAUCUUAAGCAACAGUCAAUAGCCGGCAGUCAUAUCUCACACAACAAACAAAUACCAUUGUCUCACGUCUAACGUAUCAUUGAUUAGUGUCGACAACUCUAGUUAAGACAAAUUUUAUUGUCGACUAUAUUAUGGUUUAUUUGAUGGUUUGGCUGAUAUGAAAAUCGGUCAUUAAGUGCAAGCAAUGGGACCAACCAUUAUAUAUGUUGUAUACGUCAACUGAUUUUAGUCAUAAUUUAAAUAUUGAAACAUUAAACAGGGUAGUUUAUAUUUAUAUCGAUUAAUUCAUUAUAUUAUGUAUUAUUA